AUGUCGGCCGCAAAUAGAGGCCUCGCGAGUUCAAGCCGACGGAAGAGAGCAAGAGACGAUGAAGACGACAUUAUGUCGUCGUCGCCAGCAGCGCUGCCAUCUUCUCCUCCUUUGCUCCCAACCAACGAAAAUGAUGACCUUGACGACGACAACCUAGACGCCGAAGAUGACUUGCUUGGCGAUGUGGACGACCUCGACGAGAUGGCCGAAGAUGAGGAUGGAAUUGACCUCUUUGGUGACAAUUUCAUGAAUGAUGAGCGAGAUCGGGGCAAUCAAGAAACAUACCAAGGCCGCAUGAUUGAUGAUGAAGGCGACUAUGAUGAAAUCGACCUCGCAGACCGACGUCAAUUGGAGGCGCGUCUUAAUAGACGUGAUCGCGAGCUAGCCCGUAGACGCCGCAUGCCGGCAGCUUUCAUGGCCGACGACGAUGAGGACGCCGGGAUUGACUUGACAAAACAACCUCGGAGACGUCGACACCACUACGAUGAAGACCAAGAUGAUAUGGACAUUGACGAGAACAUCAUGGAAGAAGAACUUUCCCUUGAAACGCUGCGAGACAUCAAGGCCGCCAACAUCACAGAGUGGGUGACUCAACCUUCUGUCAUGAAAACAAUUGCCAGAGAAUUCAAAUCCUUCUUGACGGAGUACAUUGAUGCCCACGGCAGUUCAGUCUAUGGUACACGAAUUCGAACUUUGGGAGAAGUUAACUCAGAGUCACUGGAGGUCUCAUACGAUCAUCUGUCUUCAACUAAGGCCAUCUUGGCCUACUUCCUGGCGAAUGCACCCGCAGAGAUGCUGAAGAUCUUCGACAAAGCAGCCUUCGAGGUUGUUCGAUUGCACUAUCCAAACUACGAGCUGAUUCACCCAGAAAUCCAUGUGCGUAUUUCGGAUCUACCGGUUCAAUACACCUUACGUCAGCUACGACAAUCGCAUUUAAAUUGCUUGGUCAAGGUUUCUGGUGUCGUUACCAGGCGAACGGGCGUUUUCCCGCAAUUGCAAAUGGUCAAGUUCACCUGCACAAAAUGUGGUGUUACACUUGGACCCUUCGCCCAAGAGUCUACGUCGGCAGAAGUCAAAUUAUCCUUCUGUCCCGAGUGCCAGUCACGAGGACCAUUCACCCUCAACAGCGAGAAGACAGUAUACAGAAACUACCAGAAACUGACCCUACAAGAGUCCCCCGGUACCGUGCCUGCUGGUCGAUUGCCACGACAUCGGGAAGUCAUCCUCCUUGCUGAUCUCAUUGACUCGGCCAAGCCUGGUGAGGAGAUUGAAGUUACAGCAAUCUACCGCAACAACUACAGCGGCCAGCUGAAUAACAAGAACGGGUUCCCUGUUUUUGCCACCAUGCUCGAAGCCAAUCAUAUUAUCAAGACUCACGACCAGCUUGCCGGUUUCAGACUGACUGAGGAAGAUGAAAGACAAAUCCGAGCACUUUCUAAGGAUCCAAAUAUUGUUGAGAAGAUUGUUGACUCUAUCGCCCCGUCCAUCUAUGGUCACAAGGACAUCAAAACCGCUGUGGCUCUUUCUCUGUUCGGCGGUGUUAGCAAGGAAGCGCAAGGCAAACAUAAGAUUCGUGGAGAUAUCAACGUGCUUCUGUUGGGUGACCCUGGAACUGCUAAAUCACAGAUCCUCAAGUACAUCGAGAAAACGGCACAUCGAGCGGUGUUCGCCACAGGUCAAGGUGCAUCAGCUGUCGGUUUGACGGCUUCCGUUCGGCGAGACCCGUUGACAGCGGAAUGGACGCUCGAAGGCGGUGCUCUUGUCCUGGCUGAUCGUGGUACCUGCUUGAUUGACGAGUUCGACAAAAUGAACGAUCAAGAUCGAACUUCCAUCCACGAAGCUAUGGAGCAGCAAACAAUAUCGAUAAGUAAAGCAGGAAUCGUCACAACUCUUCAGGCACGAUGCGCAAUUGUGGCUGCCGCCAAUCCCAUUGGCGGACGAUAUAACAGUACCAUUCCUUUCAGCCAGAAUGUGGAACUGACGGAACCUAUUUUGUCUCGAUUUGACAUUUUGUGUGUCGUUCGAGACACCGUUGACCCUGCCGAGGACGAACGGCUUGCGAAAUUUGUGGUCACCAGUCAUGGACGUGCCCAUCCUGCAAAGCUUAGCGUUGAUUCGGGCGACACUGCUGCAAUGGAGACCGAGGAGACUGAUGCGGUUAAUAACGGCGAACCCCAGCAAGAAGGAGCCAUUCCACAGGAGCUUCUUCGAAAGUAUAUUCUUUAUGCUCGCGAGAAGUGUAGACCGAAACUGUACCAAAUUGACCAGGACAAAGUCGCACGUCUGUUUGCAGACAUGCGUCGAGAAUCGUUAGCAACCGGUGCUUACCCAAUCACUGUCCGACAUCUCGAAGCAAUUAUGAGAAUUGCUGAAGCGUUCUGCAAGAUGCGUCUGUCAGACUUCUGCUCAUCUCAAGACAUUGACCGCGCUAUCGCUGUGACUGUCGAUUCGUUUGUCGGCAGCCAGAAGCUAAACUGCAAGAAAGCUCUCGCAAGAGCGUUUGCAAAGUACGUCGGACACCCCUCGAUAGAGCAAUCCCAACUAACAUGA
This is a messenger RNA of Exophiala spinifera, 2550 nucleotides long. RefSeq lists its product as uncharacterized. Lineage: Eukaryota; Fungi; Ascomycota; Eurotiomycetes; Chaetothyriales; Herpotrichiellaceae. The transcript is spliced from 3 exons. The record is from RefSeq and is a predicted model, not a curated record. The coding region runs from base 1 to 2550 and encodes 849 amino acids. Gene Ontology annotation, cellular component: nucleus; MCM complex. Gene Ontology annotation, molecular function: single-stranded DNA binding; 3'-5' DNA helicase activity; single-stranded DNA helicase activity. Gene Ontology annotation, biological process: double-strand break repair via break-induced replication; mitotic DNA replication initiation; DNA replication.